Messenger RNA from Limulus polyphemus (Atlantic horseshoe crab), 1049 nucleotides. RefSeq names its product androgen-induced gene 1 protein-like. The transcript is spliced from 4 exons. Gene Ontology annotation, cellular component: endomembrane system; membrane. NCBI's taxonomy places the organism in Eukaryota, Metazoa, Arthropoda, Merostomata, Xiphosura, Limulidae. Bases 31 to 468 code for a protein of 145 amino acids. The record is from RefSeq and is a predicted model, not a curated record.
UUCUUGUUGUAAAACUAUUGUUCACUAAAAAUGAAAAACGUUUUUCAUCUUGGAUCACAGUUUGUUGUAGCUGUCUUCUGGGUCCUGUAUUUGAUUGACAGAGAGCUGAUUCUUCCUCGUGCUCUUGAUGCUUUCUAUCCAACAUGGUUAAAUCAUGUGUCACAUACAACCAUCUUUCCAUUGCUACUGACUGAAAUCUGGCUUUGUCAUCACCCUCACCCCCCUCGUAAGAUAGGCAUGACCACUCUUAUCUCCUUUGUUGCUGUUUACUUAACAUGGGUGGUCUCUCUCUCAAUAGCAUUGGAUUUUUGGGUGUAUCCUAUUUUGGAGGUGUUGAACUGGAGCCUGCGUGUAGCUUUCUUUAUUGGCUGUGGCAUUAUCAUGGUACUGUUUUAUUUACUAGGUGAAUCCUUGAACAGUGCUGUAUGGAGAUCUUUUGCAGGAGCUGAGGAAAAAAAGAAAAAGUAGAUUGCUUAGUUUCCUGUAUAAGAGUUGAAUCAAGACAACUAAAUGUAAAAACAAAUGUUUGUUAGUCAAGACAUCCAAGUAAUUUUCAGAUUUCCAAUGACCAUUCUAUGAUCUUAUAGUGGUAAUCUAGUGGAAUCUGCAAUAAUUGUUAUUACUUAAUUGUUAUGUAUUUUUAUAUACAGUUCCACAGUGUUUAUUACACUAAUAAUUUUUUUACCUAUCAGUAGGUUUGCACUGAUAGCUCUCAUGUUAUAGAGUUGGAUUUUCUCAUGUUUUUAUAGAUAAAUCCAGGUAGAAGCAAAACUGGAUUUACUAUUAGUUCAAAGUUAUGGAAUUUUAUAUAUAAUUUUUACAUACAAAUAUAGAUUUUGAAUUUAGUUGGUGAUGGAUUUUAUGCUAUUCACGAUAUAUAAUUCCUUGAUUUUGAAAGCUCAAAUCUAGUGGAAACAAAAAAUUUUUAGUGGUUUAAAUUUUUAUAUAACAGUUUACGUUGCUCACUGUCAAUAUUAGAUUUUGUACUUAAUUAUCAGUGGGUUAGACUAAUAUCCAUCUUAUACAAUAAAUUUCCCACUUUCAUUGGU